Molecule: messenger RNA, 1706 nt
Organism: Durotheca rogersii
Lineage: Eukaryota; Fungi; Ascomycota; Sordariomycetes; Xylariales; Xylariaceae
Product: peroxisomal biogenesis factor 11
Exons: 2
Coding region: 531-1382 (283 amino acids)
Biological process (GO): peroxisome fission; regulation of peroxisome size
Cellular component (GO): peroxisomal membrane
Source: RefSeq, a predicted model, not a curated record
CUUCUUAUACCUACCUACUUCUACUCAUAAGCCAUUUGUCGUUCACAUACACUCGGGUAACACUUUGGUAUAGGUACCCAGGUUUGUUAGCUCUAAUCAAUCUCUCUCUAGGAUGUCUACCGAGCUCCGUAUGCAUGCCGGGGAUAGAGCCAAGGAUUCAUGCACCAGUUCUUGCAACCAUGCGUAUAGUAGGCAUGUACCUCUAAGCAGCUGGAAUGGAAAAUGAUACCAUGGCGGACCCGCAACUCGCUUUUCGUUAACGGCGCGAGGCCGGCCUCAAACUACCUCCUAUUAAUCAGCACUUCUCGUACUUAUACACCCGUACACAUACAGCGUACAUACCUGUGUAGAGGAGGAUUCUGCAGCUGGCCCUCCGCGUGGAUCACUCACUUGCGUCCUGGCUCUCCAUUUCCGUCCCGUCUACCUGGUCGUCUGAAGGCCCCUCUCUCUCCUCGUUUCCGAAGACGCCAAGACUCUCGGAGUAUCGCCCUUCCAGCCUCUGCUACGCUAGAAUUUUCGCGUCAGACACAAUGUCUACAUUCGAGCAGGCCAUAAGAUUCACCACCGACUCCGCGGGGAUGGAGCGGAGCCUGCGCCUGGUGCAAGCCGCGGUGCAGAUCCUGUCGAGCUUCGCGCUGCCGUUCGACCUGCUGCUAGUCGCGCUCGGGGCCGCGGCCGGGCCGGCGCCCGCCGCCCCCGCCGUGCGCGGCGUCCUCGCCGCGCUGAACCAGCGCCUCGGGCUUGCGCGCCGCUACUUCCGGCUGUUCCGGUUCCUCGAGGCGUUCGACGGCGCGCAGAAGGCUCUCGCGCAGCUCACUGCGCCGUCCUCGCCCGCCGACGUCGCCUGGCUCGACGUCCUCGCCCGCACCUUCAACGGCAUGUACCUCCUGCUCGAGGCCUCCACCGUCGUCGACGCCCUGCAGGUACCCGGGCUCGCACUGUGGGGGCCCGAGCGCGAGCGCCGCGUCACCGUCGAGGCCCAGCGCUUUUGGCUGCUUGCCCUCGCGUGCGGCGGGCUCGCCGCCCUCGCCCGCAUCCCCGCCGCCCUCGCCCUCGCCGCCGUCCCCGCGACCCCCGCUGGCCUCGCCCCGCUCGCUGACGCGCCGACGGGCGAGAAGGACGGGGAGAAGGAGAAGGAGAAGGAGACGGCUGAAAGCAAAGAGGCGCUGCGCCGCCGGGAGCGGCCCAACGUCCGCGCAAAGGUGCACAAACUCGGCCGCACCGCCCUCGCUAGCGCCAUCGACAUCGUGCUCCCCGGAAGCGUCAUUGGCUGGAUCUCUGCCGAUCCCGGCACCGUUGCCGUCGCCAUGUUCGUGACUUCGAUCCUGACGGGCAUGGAUGUUUGGGAGAGGUGCGGCCGCGAGGUUGCGGCAGGUAAAUAGGGAGGUGGGCCGGGUGCCUCUCUCUUUCCUCCCUGAUCUCUCUGUCCCUCCCUAUCCAGAUAGGAGUCGGUCGCAUGGGUAUACUAGCUGGGGAAUAGACAGGGUGGCUAGAUGGCAAUUCACCUCCAAGGGAAACAUCCGAACUGUUCCAACUUUCAGAUACGGCCAUACCCAUCAUUGAUGGUUUACAUUCAGCCUGUAGGCGUGUGGAGUGCGAGGUAUAAGAGACGCCGGAACGUAGACACUAUUACACUUUGGAGACCAUAAAGUCAAGGUAGAAGCUGGAAUCAUUGUGAAGGGCCUUGUAUUCAGCACUGUGGUCGG